Messenger RNA from Cloeon dipterum, 1641 nucleotides. RefSeq lists its product as uncharacterized. Lineage: Eukaryota; Metazoa; Arthropoda; Insecta; Ephemeroptera; Baetidae. Bases 205 to 855 code for a protein of 216 amino acids. The transcript has 3 exons. The record is from RefSeq and is a predicted model, not a curated record.
GCUUGAUGCAUUUUCGCGUCGUCGCUUGUACCGAGAGUGCGUCGACACACACACCUUCCUCCUGCCAGCCACUCCGAAUUGUUUCAGUGCCAAGGUUUGCAGUUUACCUAAGUGUUGGUUGAUCAGCUCGAAAUAUUGGAUUAUUAGUUCUGAAUGACCAUGAUACGUGAAAUCUUGCGCUCCCUGGACUGACCUUUGGACGAAAUGCAGCUGCAGAGUUUGGGUCCGAGCGUGGGGGCGGCCGUCUCGCCAACCUCUACGCUGGCGAACAUGAGCAACCCUACGUGCUGCCACGCGAGCGCCCACUUCCAGGAAAUCCUCAGCCUCAGCGAACUGCCCCUCGAUCGCUUGCUCAGGGUCAAGUCCGUCAUGCACAACUAUGGCAGCGAGAACAAUGAUUUCGCACACAACAGACAAGGAGAGCCCCUGCCCGCAGCGGAGGCCCUGAGGUCGCGUGUCCGCUUUCCUGAUCGGGAUCGGGGCUCGUCGAGCGGACCAACGCCGAUCAAGCGUCAGGAGUUCUCGCUCCUCGGCAGCAAUGGCAAACAAUCAAAACUGGCGACGGGCUUCCAGCUGGCGAUCACGGUGCUGUCGUUCCUCGCGUUCGGCGCCUACCUCAUCAGCCUGGUGGUUGCGAUCGUGCGCAACAACAGCGCGACCACGACCACCGCCACCACGCAGCAACCCUUUGUGCUCGUGCCGGCAGCGUCGGGCCGGCGCCGCAAAAGGAGGAAGCGGAGGCAGGCCGCCCCCGAGCCGCCUCCGUUGCCUCUCGUCGAGCCCGACACCCUCUUCACAGGGCUGGCCACCCUAGCUGCCGCCUACGCUAAGUUCGAGGGGCACCAGUUGGGCUGAAUUUGCUUGUUUGCAACUUUCUGAGCUUCGUUCUUUUUUGUGCUGAUCGAAAUCGUAUGGAUUUGCCCCCGGAGUUGACCUGCUGAUCUCCCCUUGUGUGCGUGUCGAUCGUAUUUUCGCGACGUUUCAUAAACGUCUUUUGAAUUUGUACAAAAAAUUUCCAUCUUGGUACCUUACGUAAAUGAGAUAUUUAAACUACUGGAAUUUGAGCUAUUUCAAUAUUCAAUUUUUAUGAAAUGAUAGAGGUCUCAGCCAGCCAGAAAAUUUUGGGUCACGUGUCUUAAUUUAAUACUGCGCGCUAGUAACCCAAAGCUAACGGUUAAAAAAAUAUCUUCAGGGCAGUAUAUAUAUAUAUUAAACCUCGUCACUCUGGAAAACUUGUUGGCUGUCUUGGGUGUGCCUCAAGUCGAAUACAAUUAUUGAUUUUAAGCUGGAGCCCUUUCAGCCAGCCACUGAUUGAGAAUUGAAAUCUCCCGGCUGAGACCUUUAAAAAUGAAUACUUAUGGCAUGCUUUUAAAUUUUGAACCUAAAGAAACAAAAAAUUGCCAUUUUUGCACUAUCAUCAUCCUCUCCUCAUAAUUGAUUCCUACCACAAUUUUUUCUACAAAAAGCACGAUGAUUUUGUAAAAAUGGCGAGCAUUUAAUUGUUUGAAUAUGUAAGCCGCCAAACAUAAUUAGAUUAAAAGGUUUAAACUUGCUUAUAUUUUGUUAUUGUAAAAAGCAUUUUAAUUUAAGAUUUAUUUAUUGAACCUAAUUUUUAAGAAAUAAAUAUUCUUCUUAAUAAAA